Messenger RNA from Eimeria mitis, 7224 nucleotides. RefSeq lists its product as uncharacterized. The coding region runs from base 1 to 7224 and encodes 2407 amino acids. Gene Ontology annotation, biological process: regulation of transcription by RNA polymerase II. Gene Ontology annotation, cellular component: nucleus. NCBI's taxonomy places the organism in Eukaryota, Apicomplexa, Conoidasida, Eucoccidiorida, Eimeriidae. The transcript has 3 exons. The record is from RefSeq and is a predicted model, not a curated record. Gene Ontology annotation, molecular function: transcription cis-regulatory region binding.
AUGGCUAGGCGGAGCCCCCUGCGUGCCGAUGGGCGGGGGGAGGCCAGAGAACUUGCGCAACAGAAACAGAGCCACAGAAUCAUGGGAGUCGAAACUCAGGUAGCGCGGGGAAGUGAUGGCUCUGAGGCUUCCCCUUCAGGAGGCAGCGCGUGUUUAACACGGGGUUUUUACGUGACUCCUCAGUCUGCCUGCACAAGCUCGAGAGAAGCGGGACUGCUCAUGAAGGAGCUGAGGAAGCACAUGCAGGAGCAGAGGCAGCAGCAAGCAGCAGCAGCAACCCGUGCUGCUGCUGGUGAAGCCCUUAUGUCCGUCAGAGACAAGCUGAGCAAGAAGACAGUAAGACCCUCUACGCUAAAGCUCGUAAGACAUCCUCUCAACGAGGUGACACUUGUGCCAGCAGGAGCAUCAACAGCAACAAAGCUGAAGUCGUCAGCAACGGCAAAAACACCAGAUGAAUUUGCGGGCAGUAACAGCACCAGCAGCAAGAAAGUAGAACUAGUUGAUGUAUCUAUACAAGAUAAGAAUUUGGAGGAGCAGAUAUUGUGCGCCUGCCCAGAUCUCAGAACUCUGCUGCGGCGUGGACUGACUCUCCUGGAAUUUACAGAGGGGCUCGAACAACAGGAACAACAACAGGUGGCGCAGCAGCAGUCGCAGAAGCAUCUUGAGGACCACACGACCUAUCUGUUGGUCCGACGGGGUCUCCCCAAGUUUUUCGAUUUCGAUUGGGAGGCGCUCGCCUGCUUCUUUCUGCAAGCAAUCUCGCAACAGCAGCAGGUAACACAGCAGCAGAAACAUAAACAGCAACAGCAGCUGCAAACACAGCAGCAGCAGACACAGCAGCAGCAACAUACACAGCAACAGCAACAGAAACAGCAACAACAUACAAAGCAGCGACAGAAGCAGCAAAAGCACAACCAACAGCAGCAGCAGCGGCAACAACAAAAACAAGGACAGCAACAAAAGCAACGAGAGUGUAUGGAGCAGCCCAACAUCCAAAUGCCACAGGAAGUAAAGGAGGUGGAGCAGCAGCAGGAGCCCCAAGGGAGACAGAAGGCGAGCCAGCAGGUCCAGAAGCCUGGGCAGCAGCAGCAGCAGCGGGGAUACGGGGGGAAGCAGGUGCAGAGGCAAGCACAAGGGGCUGUCCCCUGCAGUGCAUUAGAUGUUGCCAAUAAAAUGUCUGACAACACGCUGAUCUGGGCGCAUCAAUUAUCAUUGAGUCUCCUGCUUUCUUUCGGUACUCCCAGUGUAAGCGACGAUGCAACCAGCAGCAGCAGCUGUAGCAGUGGGAGCUGUAGCAAAAGUACGACGGCGGGCUCGGUGGAAGUGUGGGCCCUAGAGAAGUUGAAUGGAGAGGCUGCUCAAAUCUCCUUCUGCAGCCAACUCAAAGCAUGGGCGUGCUGCAGCAAGAAUGUGUGCCUUCUUCUUCCUGCUGCUGCUGCUGCUGCGAGCAGCAGUAAGUACACUAUGCCGGGAACAGACGCAGCUCGAGCUGCUGCGUCACAUAUGGGUGCGGAUCUCCUGCAGCAACGGGGAGAGACAGAGCUGCAUCUGCACGAACAGCCGAGCAGUGAGCAGCAGCUGCAGCAGCAGGCUAAGGAGCGACAGGCUGUUGAGUUGCUGCGGCGGCUUGGGGCUGACCGAGUUGUUUCGCAGCCCUUCUUGUUUGAAGAACACAGGCGCCACCCCCGAGAGCAUUAUGCUCUGCGGGUUGCUGCUGCCUGGCAGCAGCAACUGCAGCAGCUUGCACACUCAAAGGAUUUGCGUUUGACAUAUGGGUUUGGCGGAGGCUGUGCACAGGUCGAGGAGCUGCAGCAGCUGCUGCAAAGCCAUACUCUGGUCGGCGAGCUGAUAGAUAGUGAGGAGAAGCAACACAUCGUCCCUCCACCGAAACGACAGCAGCACCAGCACCGGAAGCAGAAGCAGCAGCAACAACAGCAGCAGCUAGGGCGUCAGCAGGAGGAGCGUCAGCAGAGUAAGGAGCAGCAGCAACAGCAGCAGAAGCAGCAGCAAGCGCACGCAGGGCGACUGGCGUUUUUUGCGUUGGUGCCCCAUAAGUUGCAGUCUGAAGGCGUGGGUUUGUGUGAGCCUCCGUGCCUCAGCCCAGGCGUAUCGUUGCCACUGCUUCAGUCUUUCGGUCUCGAGACAGCAACUGUAGUGGCACAGUUGCAGGCUGCGUCUCCUUCCGAGCUGCUGCUGCAGCUGCGUCAACUCGAGCGCCAGAGAGAAGAGUCAUGUGCAGGCGAUACCGAGGGGCUUGUCCUUUACUUCUGUAGGUGCAGCAGCAGCCGUGGCAACAGCAGCAGCAGCAACAACAGCAGUGAUAGCAGCUUUUGUCAGGAGGGGUGCACCGUUGUGGCCCUUGCCAAGGCCAAAACAGCUUCCUACCGAAUGCGCAGAAAGCUACGGGAGAGGCUGAAAUGCUUGAUACGGAGUUGCUGUUUCUGGGAAGCAACGGCAGCCGCGGCUGUUGCAGCAACAGCUGCUUGUCCUGCAGGAAGACCAACAGACAAAGAGGGAGGGGGGUCACAUAAUGUCUCUUGUGCUGUUCUCGAGGCAUUUGCUGCUCCUGCGGGGGUUGAGGAUGCAGAAAAGGCCUCUGGCAGCGGAGUCAAGGGGCAGUUAACUGCAGGCACAGCAGCAGAAAGAGUAGCGGCAGCCAAACUGGCUGCCGCAGAGGCAGCACUCCGUGCCCAGGUGGCCGCGAUCGUUGGGAUGUACUGGUGUAGCGCACUUGAAGGUGAACUGAGCCGUUUUGGCAGUAUGCUCUGGUCUUGUGUGCACCAGGGAUCCUCUUCACUUCUGAUCAGUGAAGUCCUGAGGCUACAGAACCGACAAGCAGCAAAGCAGGUGCUGCCGAAGCAGCUGCAACGGCUGGACUUUGACAGUUUAGUAACGGAGGAGAGCGCUCAUUUCAGGAGGGCGGCAGCAUUUGCAUGCUCUCUCUCUGCCGCGCUGCUGCUGGCGCUGAGGUGCCUCCCAGACCCACAGAACGUGUCUCUGCUCUGGCAGAAACAACAGAGUUCGCACAAGCUGCAGCUGCAGAAAGAGCAGCAGGAACAACUAGGGACGUGCAACUUCGGUGGCGUUCAGCUACAGAAAGACAUAUCUUUUCUGCAGGACCUUAUUCAUGGGCCAGUAAGGCAGGAGAAAUUAAUGUUUUCCGGUUGCCUUUUCCGGUUUCUACUGGGCUAUGUUGACUUGCGCUUCUUAGACUUCAUGGCAGACAGCAGAGCCUUCGCUGCUGUCGCUGGUGCCCCUAAGAGCUGGGUAGCCCCUUCGCGGGAGCUGCUGACGCAACUGCAACGGGUAAACAGCAGCAGCAGGGGCAUACACGGUAGCCUGCCCUUCGAUCUCGUCAGAAUGGCAGACCUGCAGUAUGCUGGCGCCGCAGUUUUGGAGCAACUGCAGGGGAACGACGACAAAUGCUCGAAGGGUCGCACACGGAAACAGGGGAAGCAUCUGCGGCAGCAGCAUCAGCAGCACGUGCAAAUAAACGAGCUACGAAGGACGCUGCAGCCGCUCACCAUAUGCAUCGUGGCUCCUCCUUUGCUGUUGACUGCUGAUCAAUAUCAAGAACUACAACAGGUUUGCCUUGGUCGUGGCUGCCGCUUGCUGCUGCGUCACAGGGCAUGCGCUACUGCUUGCUGUUGUUGCUGUCUUCAUGACUCCAGGAGCUUUUGUGACGUCAGUGCAAAGGCAGCUGCCUCCGCUGUCGCCGCAGAUAACUGUUUUUCCGCGUCGUUGGUUGUAGCGUUAGGCGUCGAUCCGCAUGGCAGCCGUAUGGCCUUAAAGAGGCUUCACCAGCUGCUGGAACAGCAGCAGGUGGAGAACCAGCACUCAGGGGAGCAACGAAGCUGGGACGGCAUAGCUUUAGUCAGCCAGAAUGGUGUCAUUGAAGGGCUGCGGCCCUGUGUUCCAAAGAAGGGAGUGUCCAGCGGUUCCUCGACGAAGGCAAACCGUUUCCUUGCGGCGGAUGCUGCAGUGGGGAAAGCCAUAUUACAAGCAGGGAGCACAGCUAUCGCAGAAGGCAUUCUUGCUCUGGCUUCGAAGUCCUGCAACGCGGAGAAGCUGCAGGCCGCGUGCGGCACCGCCACGGAAACUCAACACGCAACUCAAGACCUUCAGGCGCCUUUGCAGGCUGCGAUUAAUAUUUUGGGCGGCCGCCCUCCCUGCAUUCGGCUUUCGUCUUCGCUCCUGACGACAGAACGUGGUGAGCCGGAAUACGGUAAUUGGCAGCGGGCACUUGAACAAGUUGCUGCUGCAGUUCAGGGUGUGAAGCACACCGCAUCCUACGACUCACAUUCACCAGCACAGAACCGCCCGAAGGCACCUUUAGGACCUUCCCACGCAGCCGCCUCCUCCAGUGGGCACCAGCGUGCAGAGGCAGGCUUCGUUGAUGACCGCUGUAAAGUGAUGGGCACCUUCACCGACGCCGCCUGGCUCUCCCUGGAGCCUUCGCCAGCUGCCUCUGUGGUGGCACUGCUGCCAGUAGGCCUCCCUGGUAGCGGAAAGACGACAGUGGUGCUGGAAGCUCUGCGCCCUGCGCUUAGACAAGAGUUCAUUUCCAGGAACACCUUCUCCGUUGGAGGAGUUACUGGUCUCGUUUUGUGGGAGGGAAGGCCUCCGCUCUCCGCAGGGAGAAUGGACAAGGUACCAACAACAGAAGCAGCUGCAGCAGGAACUGCAAGUGCAACAGUGACGAAGACCACGGCUUCAGUGGCAGCAGCAACAACAACCGCAGCGGCAGGGGUGGCAGCAGCAGUGGCAGCAACGCCAGCGCCGUUGGAGUCUGUCUUCGAUUGUGUUUGCCUUUUAAGUUCUGACGAAUUUACGGGGGAAGCGUUGCGUUCCCUGGGGUACAACGCCCCUACUGGCUCACUCUAUGAGCUGUGUUUUGAGGAAGCAACAAGGGCAGGCCCAGCAGCUAGGGCUCGGCUUAACUCCCCUUAUCGUCAGGGGGACAUUGGCAGCCUUUCCUCUUUGCAUUUGGAUGAGAAGACGAUGAAGGCAGCAAUUGCAGAGGGCAGGGGGAGGUUGAGAACUUCCCUUAAUGACUUUUUCACACACUUGACGGAAACGAUCGUGAAUCGGUUCUUGAACGAACAGCAAAACCAGCAGGAAAUGAAGGACAAGGGAUCUUCUGCCGCGGCAGGUUCUUGGCGUCCCCUGCGCGUUUUUGUUGUGGUGGACAGAAACCAUCCCCCCAACGCCGUGAGCGGCCGAUUUUACGAGGUGGAGAGUUUGCUGCAUGCGCUUCAGUCGACAGUCUUAAUGCGUUGUGGAGCGCGGGUGAAAGUUGCGACUGCAGCGCUGCUGCUGCCUCCUGAUGUGGCUCAAGGCGGAUAUCCGGUGCUCUUGAGGCAGCCCGGCGGAUGCUCCAAGCCACGCAGCAUCACAUGGAACUAUCCUUGGUCCGUCAAAGUUGUUCUACGCUGUAUGUACAGGGUGCUGUGCCGCGGCAACCAUGCGACGCUCGCCGGGGGAAGGCAAUGCCGUUCUACACCAUUGGCGGGGCUCGCUGACAGCUCCUCUGAUUCAGAUGUUGCACAAGAUGUGAAGGCCCUACAUAUAUGUCUCUCAUUCCUUUCUUGCUUCAAAGGAUAUUGCAAUAUCUACGACUUCUUGCGCAUACACCCCAGCGUCACCCACGUUCUGCAGCUCCAAACAGUGCUGCCUAUUCAGCAACAACAGCAGCAAGAGCACUAUCAGCAGGAGAACCAGCAGUUGCAGGAUCAAGAGCAACUUCUUCUCAGAGCCCUUUCCACCCUGAAACCGUUUAGUGAACCGCCAAAGAACGAGUGUGUGUACAUGGCUCUUGCAGCAAGUCUGAGGCAAUACCCCCCAGAGGGUCCAGUAUCUGGCGAGUCUCAGGCGAACCAGCUGGCCAGCGUUCGUCGUUGCGCAAGUGAACUAUUGCAGCGCGUUGAUUCUCUGUUCACUGCGAUGGAGGAGCCAAUGCAAGAGCGCGGCCAGCUGCUACAGCAUCAGCUACAACAGCCACAACACCAGCAACAACAAGGAUACCGACAGGAGCGCCAUCAUCACGAUAUGGUGCCUCUCUGUGGCAGAAUACAGCAACCUCAAGGAUACGUAGACCGCGUGGCACCGAAAAAGGGCCACAUGACGUCGUACAAGGCAGAUACCCCUCCCGUGUUCAACUUAACACUAAAGCUACCUACUUACUUUCGCGUUUUUCUGGGGGCGGAGAAAGAGGCGCUUUCCUCGCUCACUGAACAGCUAAUGGCAGCGGCGCGGAGUUCCGGGGCCACCUCUUUUCCUUCCGUGGCAGACAUCUGCAGGAACCUGAAGCCCGUUGACAGCCCCCACGUAACGACAUUUUUUUUGGGUGGAGGAACGCUGAAGGCGAACCGGGGAGAGAUUGAGGCUGCGAACGAAUGGCUGGACAAACAGUUUUCCUCUGCCUCUAUACACGACUUGUCUUGUAAGGAUCCCACCAGCCAGAGUAAUUCUUCGUAUUCUUCUUUUUCUCCCCGCAUUCUCCUUCUGCACGAGCUGUUGGCGUCGCGGAGACAAAUCAACCUCUAUUUCAAAUUUCAGACGACUCAUCUGCUUCUCACUGAUAUCGGCUUGGCCUGCGCAGCACUAACCCCUCUCUCUCCAGUUCUACCGCUGGCAGAGCCUCCUCCACCCCAGACAUCCUCCGGAAAGACAUCCAUAGGGGGCAGCACUUUUUUAACGGAACCUCUCUCCGGGGAGCCGGUUGGUUGCCUUGCGACUUCGCUGGAGAUCGACGCUGGUGUAGGGAAAUGCGGGCCUUCCUGCGCUGUAUGCGGGCCUCACGAAGUGAACCGGGCACCGUCGGGUUCGCAUCCCUUGUGCAUGGCUGCAAAUCACUAUGCGCAUGUCACCCUUGGCCUUUCUGGAGACGCAACAGCAGUGAUGUCCAACGAUGCGAUAGCAGCGGCAGACAUGGCCAUAUUACAAGGCAUAAGGGAGAAGAAGUUGAGGGCGGACACUCCUAGACCUUUCCGCACGAGCGGCCCACGCAAUAAAGUAGGCGUCCCUGAAGAUGUAGCAAAGUGCCGUGCUGCUAACGAUGCGUACCAAAAUCUAAAUUGUUAUUCAGUAGGAGACAGCGAUGACCCACAAGAGCUCAUCGUUUUCACAGGGGUGCCCAUAAAGGGCAGGCGCUCCCGCUUAUGGGUUUGGUCCUUACCACCCGAGGCACAGGAGGAGCUUGAGGGACCCUUGCAAGCUUGUUAA